CAAGAAAACCAAUCUGAUAUAUCACAGGCUCUAAAUCAACAAUCAGAUCUUAUAGAAGGUAUUUAUGAAGGUGGGUUGACAAUAUGGGAAUGUGGUAUAGAUUUAGUCAACUAUUUAAUAUCCCAACAAGGAGAUUUCAAUGGUAAAAAUGUUCUGGAGCUAGGAUGUGGUGGUGGAUUACCAGGAAUAUAUUCUGUAGUCAAUGGAGCCAAGUCUGUUCACUUUCAGGACUAUAAUAGUGAAGUUAUAAAAGAAUUUACUAUACCUAAUGUACAGUUAAAUAUUGAAGAAAGAAAGUGUGAAUGUCGUUAUAUAGCUGGUGAUUGGAAUACCUUACCAACAGUUUUAAUUCAAACUAAAUAUGAUUAUAUAUUAUCAGCUGAAACUAUUUAUAAUCCCAAUCAUUAUACACAACUUGUUUCAGCUUUAAAUUCUCUUCUACAUCCACAGGGUCAAAUAUUAAUUUCAGCUAAAUCAUAUUAUUUUGGUGUUGGUGGAGGAACUAGGUUAUUUGAGUCUUUUCUACAAGAAAAUGGUGUAUUUUCGAGUGAAGUUGUACAUGUCAUAGAAGCUGGUAUAAUAUUUACAUAG
Lottia gigantea (owl limpet) is the source of this 591-nucleotide messenger RNA. RefSeq lists its product as hypothetical. The annotation marks the transcript as partial. Gene Ontology annotation, molecular function: protein-L-histidine N-tele-methyltransferase activity. Gene Ontology annotation, biological process: peptidyl-histidine methylation, to form tele-methylhistidine. The transcript has 6 exons. NCBI's taxonomy places the organism in Eukaryota, Metazoa, Mollusca, Gastropoda, Lottiidae. The record is from RefSeq and is a predicted model, not a curated record.